Messenger RNA from Telopea speciosissima, 2178 nucleotides. RefSeq names its product protein FAR1-RELATED SEQUENCE 5-like. Lineage: Eukaryota; Viridiplantae; Streptophyta; Magnoliopsida; Proteales; Proteaceae. The transcript has 4 exons. Bases 1 to 2178 code for a protein of 725 amino acids. Gene Ontology annotation, molecular function: zinc ion binding. The record is from RefSeq and is a predicted model, not a curated record.
AUGUCCAACCCAGUGCUUUCACCGGUUGAUAAUAGUGUUGAAGAUGUGUAUAUCCAGGACAUACCUCGGAUUGGCAUGACUUGCGAAUCUGAAAAUGCUGCAUAUUGCUUUUAUAAUCAGUAUGGUAGAAAUGUUGGUUUUAGUAUUAGGAGAGAUCAUGCACAUAGGAGCAAGGAAGAUCCGACAAUCAUUAAACAGAGGAGAUUUGUAUGUAAUAGGCAUGGACGUCGGAAAAAGGAUAAGAGAGAUAUAAACACGAAGGAACCUCGUGCAGAAACCAGAACUGAUUGUCUUGCAAGAAUGUGUAUAUCUAGGGUGAAAGAUGGUCAAUAUGAAUGUAAAGAUUUUUUUGAUGACCACAACAAUGAAUUGCAUACACCAGCUACUUCUCAUUUGAUGCAGUCUCAAUGCCAAAUCUCAAAUAUAGUUGUACAUGGAAUAGAUUUGGCUGAUGAUUCCGGUAUCAGGCCCAAGGCCACUUUUGAUUUGAUGGGCAUGCAAGUUGGUGGUAGUGAAAACCUAGGUUGCACUAGGGUAGAUCUGAAUAAUUACCUUCGAACCAAACGUCAGCAUGAUCUAGCCUUCGGUGAAGCUGGGAGUUUGCUAGCAUAUUUUGAAAAUCAGACAAGGAACAACCCAUCAUUUACAUACUCUUUGCAACUGGAUAAUGGAGAACAGAUAACAAACAAAUUUUGGGCAGAUCCGAGGAUGCUCAUUGAUUAUGCAGUGUUUGGUGAUGUUGUUAUCUUUGACACUACGUUUUGCACAAACAAAGAGUACAGGCCCUUUGGGAUUUUUGCAGGAUUCAACCAUCAUAGGGGUGCGACCAUAUUCGGAGUUGCACUACUAUAUGAUGAGACAGUUCCUUCCUUCAAAUGGUUGUUUGAGACAUUUUUGGAGACUCAUGGACAGAAGAAGCCCAAAACCAUUUUUACUGAUCAAGAUGCUGCAAUGUCAAGGGCAAUAGCUGAGGUUUUACCUGAAAAAUGGCAUGGAUUGUGUACCUGGCACCUAAUGCAUAAUGGGAUAAAACAUCUUGGUAAUUUGAUGAAACAUGGAUUAUCAUUUCUUAAAGAUUUGAAUAAAUGCAUAUUCCAAUAUGAAAAUGAAGAGGAAUUUGAGAAUGCAUGGAAAAUUUUACUGGAUGAUUACCAACUUGGGAAUAAUUCAUGGCAAUUUGAACGAGUUGUGGAGGAUAAGCGUGCUAAUGAAUUGAAGGCUGAGUUUGAAGCAAGAAAUACGCUUCCUAGGACCAUGGGUUGCAAUGCACCAGUACUGAGACAAGCAGGAAAAGUUUAUACCCCUUACAUAUUCAAUGAAUUUAGGAGGGAGCAUGACAUGUUUCUUACUUGCUCUGUAAAAUAUCGUACUGUAAAUGAUAUCUUCCACCAGUACAUUGUUGGAAUGGUUGAUGAGGAAGGUGAAUUUGUGGAAGGAGAACAUACAGUCUUGUACAAGAUACAUGAGCAGGUUUUAGAAUGUAGUUGCAGGAAAUUUGAGACAUAUGGCAUCCUAUGUUGCCAUGUCCUGAAAGUUUUAGAUGUGCUCGAGAUAAAAUGUAUUCCUGAAAAGUAUAUUUUGAGGAGAUGGACACGAGCAGCAAAAGACAUAUUGGUGGAGGACAGUAAGGGAAAAGAAGUGAUGGAAGAUGUCCAGCUGAGUCGUACACAGAGUUUGAGGCAUCUUAUGCCUAAAUAUGUUAAGCUAGUAAACCAAGCAUCUAAUACAGACGCUGGUUUUGAGAUGGCCAACAUUAGUGUUGAUAUUUUGGCUAAAGAGCUUGCAACACUGACUGUAGCAUGCCCUACUAUAGAAGAUUCAGUUCAAUGCUCUGAAGCUUACAUGGAUUUGGUGCUAAAAAAAGAAGAAGGUAGGAAAGGUGGUGGCAAAAGACAUAAGGCCUUCAUUGAAACUACGGGGAAGCAGAAGAAAUGUAAUAAAACAGUUAGAAGCCAAACCUCAGUUAGCAUGGAAACACUAGAAGAACCAUCUCAAAGCCUUGCUACAUCAAAUGUUCGUGGUGUAUCUCAAUAUACGGAGAACCAGCUUUUCACAUCACUUUUAUUGGCAGUAGGUUCUUCGCAGGGUUCAACAACAAUACCUCUAGUUGAUCUAUCUCCAGGACAAGAAACAGCAUGGAGACCGUUUCAAGGAAGCUUAGACAAUGAUGAAGAAUAG